AUGGAGUUUCUGAACCCAAUUCUCUUUGUUCUCAUGCUUUUUUCCUCAACGAUUCCCGUCUUUUCCUACUCCCAAUUCUCUCCGAUCGACCACUACCUCCUCGACUGUGGAUCAACCCUUAAAUCCACCGUCGACAAUCGCGUCUUCAUCUCCGAUUCCUCGCCCUUUUUGUCCUCUCCUCGCUCUUCCUCGCUCAGAAAUCAACACCCCUUCCAGGGUUUGCCCCCGAUUUACAGCUCGGCUCGCGUUUUCGAGCUGCCGUCGAAGUACGAGUUUCAGAUCAGAGACAGAGGGACGCAUAUGGUACGCCUCCAUUUCCAAACUUUUAGUUCUUCGAAUUUGGAUUUGAUUCGUGCUCAAUUCCACGUCCUGGUUAAUGGGUAUGUGAUUCUUAGUAAUUUUAGUGGGGUCUAUGCUGUGAACCCUAGAAUUAAGGAGUACCUUAUCUGGAUUGGUUCUGAAACUCUUGAAAUUACCUUCGUCCCUGUUAAGAAAUCGGAUUUUGCCUUUAUUAAUGCGAUUGAAGUUAUUUCUGCGCCUAAAGAUCUUGUUGCUGAUACUGCAAAAUUCUUGAGUUCUGAGCAUAGUGAAAAUGUUGGUGGAUUGGCGGAGGAAGGGCUUGAAGUUCUGUACAGGGUCAAUGUUGGGGGCCCUAAGGUGACCCCGUUUAAUGAUUCUUUCUGGAGGACUUGGGUUCCUGAUGAUGAACAUUUUGAAUCGAAUGAGGGGUCGAAAAAAGUGUAUUCUAGCGGAAGAAUCAAGUAUCAAGCUGGUGGGGCGAGUCGUGAAGUUGGUCCGGAUAAUGUUUACAACUCUGCCCGAGUGAUCCAAAGUAGGAGUUCUUUGGUUCCAAAGAUGAAUAUGACAUGGACGUUCCCAGUUGUCGAUGGAUAUCGAUACAUCGUGCGCUUGCAUUUCUGUGAUAUUGCUAGCAUCUCGAUUGGUCUGUUGUUUUUCAAUAUCUACGUUAAUGGGUUCAUGGCGUAUGAGAAUUUCGAUCUCUCAACUGCUACAAAUUGGGAACUUUCUUCUCCAUUCUAUGUCGAUUUCCUGGUCAAUAGCGGUGUAGAUGGAGUUCUUAGAAUUAGCAUUGGGCACUCUAAUCAGAGCAUUCCAUAUGGUGUAGAUGGUAUGCUAAAUGGAAUUGAGAUCAUGAAGUUGAAGAACCCUUUGGGUAGCUUUGAUGGUAACCUAUCUGCACAGAUGGUUUUGGAGAGAUGUCAAGGAAGCAAUCUUAAUUUGGUUCCUUAUGUAGUGAUUUUAUGCUUGCUUGUAAGCGCGUCGGUGAUAUUACGUCGGAGGGUAAUCAGGAAGGUAACCGGGAGGGACGAGUCUUUCCCGUGGUCGAAAGUGCCAGUGGUGGAGAGCUGA
Molecule: messenger RNA, 1371 nt
Organism: Momordica charantia (bitter melon)
Lineage: Eukaryota; Viridiplantae; Streptophyta; Magnoliopsida; Cucurbitales; Cucurbitaceae
Product: receptor-like kinase
Biological process (GO): protein phosphorylation
Molecular function (GO): transmembrane receptor protein tyrosine kinase activity
Source: RefSeq, a predicted model, not a curated record